Messenger RNA from Xiphophorus couchianus (Monterrey platyfish), 3907 nucleotides. RefSeq names its product gastrula zinc finger protein XlCGF57.1-like. The record is from RefSeq and is a predicted model, not a curated record. NCBI's taxonomy places the organism in Eukaryota, Metazoa, Chordata, Actinopteri, Cyprinodontiformes, Poeciliidae. Gene Ontology annotation, cellular component: PcG protein complex; chromatin; nucleus. The transcript has 6 exons. Gene Ontology annotation, molecular function: RNA polymerase II cis-regulatory region sequence-specific DNA binding; DNA-binding transcription factor activity, RNA polymerase II-specific. The coding region runs from base 100 to 3180 and encodes 1026 amino acids. Gene Ontology annotation, biological process: embryo development; regulation of transcription by RNA polymerase II.
AAAGCUACGGAGCUCACGAGGUAGCAUUAGCUCCUCUUAGAAGACGGUUUGAAAACAGGUUUGGUGUUUUCGGUAAAUAUUUCCGUGUUUUCAGUGAAAAUGUCUUCAGUUCCGCCUCAGAGAGAGUUUAUCAACGAGCAGGUAACUCCUGCUGGAGAAACGUUCACAGAGUUUAAAGAAAUCAACGUUAAGAUGGAGGAAGAGAUGGAGGAUCAGCGCAGACUGAUGGAUUUUACCCGGAUACCGAGGAUCAUCUUACACCGGAUAGAGUGGAAAGAAAUCAACGUUAAGAUGGAGGAAGAGAUGGAGGAUCAGCGCAGACUGAUGGAUUUUACCCGGAUACCGAGGAUCAUCUUACACCGAAUAGAUCUCUCACAGUGCUGGUUGUGUAAAGAGGAGGAGGUUCUCAAUGAAUUCAGCAACCAGGAGAGGAAGUCCACGUCAGAUAAAGAAGAACCAGAACAUCAAGAGUCCAAAGAGGAAGAAAAGCAACUCUGCAUCAGUCAGGAUGAAGAGCAUCUUGUGCUGAAACAGGAGACUGAUGACAUUUUGGUGAAUCCUCUUAAUGUGCAAAGAAUCCACAAUGAAACAGAACCACAGAGGAACCAACUCAUCUCUCAUGGCUCUGCUGAGGAUGAGAACCAGGAUCAGGAAGGCAGCCAUUCUGAAGACCCAGGAAAAGAGAGAAAGGAAGAACAGAAACAAAAGGAGAGAUAUGAGAAAAUCAAAGAGCAGAAAAGCAGAACUGACACUGAAAAGCAAAAAAAGCAGAAGAAAGCUCACGCAGAGCAAAAAUUAUAUUCUUGUAAAAUUUGUGAUAAAACAUUUUCUGGAAACCAUAACUUGAUGGUACACGUGAAAACUCACACAGGAGAAAAACCUUUCACUUGUUCAAUCUGUGGAAAACGUUUCACACAAAAAGGACAUUUAACUCAGCACAUGAGAAUUCACACAGGUGAGAAGCCUUUCUCAUGUGGGAGCUGUGGAAAAAGUUUCAACGAUAAAGGCCAAUUAAAUGUACAUAUGAGAAUUCACACAGGUGAGAAGCCUUUCUCCUGUGGGACUUGUGGAAAGAGUUUCACCCGAAAGGGCCAUUUAGAUGUUCACAUGAGAAUUCACAGAGGUGAGAAGCCUUUCUCCUGUGGGUCCUGUGGAAAGCAUUACAGUGACAGAGGGACGUUAACUCAGCACAUGAGAAUUCACACAGGUGAGAAGCCUUUCACAUGUGUGAGCUGUGGAAAAAGUUUCACACAAAAAGGACAUUUAACUCAGCACAUGAGAAUUCACACAGAUGAGACGCCUUUCACAUGUGUGAGCUGUGGAAAAAGUUUCACACAAAAAGAACAUUUAACUCAGCACAUGAGAAUUCACACAGGUGAGAAGCCUUUCUCCUGUGGGUCCUGUGGAAAGCAUUACAGUGAAAGAGGGACGUUAACUCAGCACAUGAGAAUUCACACAGGUGAGAAGCCUUUCUCUUGUGGGGCUUGUGGAAAAAGUUUCACCCGUAAAGGCAAUUUAAAUGUUCAUAUGAGAAUUCACACAGGUGAGAAGCCUUUCUCCUGUGGAACCUGUGGAAAAAGUUUUACCCAGAAAGAAACUUUAAAUGUUCAUAUGAGAAUUCACACAGGUGAGAAGCCUUUCUCUUGUGGUACUUGUGGAAAAAGUUUAUCUCGAAAAGAUAAAUUAAAUAAUCAUAUAAAAAUUCACACAGGUGAGAAGCCUUUCUCCUGUGGAACCUGUGGAAAAAGUUUUACCCAUAAAGACACUUUAAAUGUUCAUAUGAGAAUUCACACAGGUGAGAAGCCUUUCUCAUGUGGGAGCUGUGGAAAAAGUUUCAACGAUAAAGGCCAAUUAAAUGUACAUAUGAGAAUUCACACAGGUGAGAAGCCUUUCUCUUGUGGGACUUGUGGAAAGAGUUUCACCCAAAAGGGCAAUUUAGAUGUUCACAUGAGAAUUCACAGAGGUGAGAAGCCUUUCUCCUGUGGGUCCUGUGGAAAGAGUUACGGUGAAAGAGGGACAUUAACUCAGCACAUGAGAAUUCACACAGGUGAGAAGCCUUUCUCCUGUGGAACCUGUGGAAAAGGUUUCUCUAAAAAAAGUCAUUUAAAUGUCCAUGUGAAAAUUCACACUGGUGAGAAGCCUUUCUCUUGUGGGACCUGUGGAACAAGUUUCACCUAUAAGGGCAGUUUAAAUGUUCAUAUGAGAAUUCACACAGGUGAGAAGCCUUUCUCUUGUGGGACCUGUGGAAAAAGUUUCACCAAUAAGGGCAGUUUAAAUCUUCAUAUGAGAAUUCACACAGGUGAGAAACCUUUCUCUUGUGGGACCUGUGGAAAAAGUUUCACCAAUAAGGGCAGAUUAAAUGUUCAUAUGAGAAAUCACACAGAAGAGAAGUCUUUCUCCUGUGGAACCUGUGGAAAAAGUUUCUCUAAAAAAGUUCAUUUAAAUGUUCAUAUGAAAAUUCACACUGGUGAGAAGCCUUUCUCAUGUGGGAGCUGUGGAAAAAGUUUGAAAAAUAAAGGCCAAUUAAAUGUACAUAUGAGAAUUCACACAGGUGAGAAGCCUUUCUCAUGUGGUAGUUGUGGAAAACGUUUCUCUCGAAAAGAUAAAUUAAAUAAGCAUAUGAAAAUUCACACAGGUGAGAAACCCUUCUCUUGUGGGACAUGUGGAAAAUGUUUUACCCAUAAAGACUCUUUAAAUGUUCAUAUGAGAGUUCACACAGGUGAGAAGCCUUUUUCUUGUGGAACCUGUGGAAAAAGUUACAGUGACAAAAGAUCUUUAAUUCAUCACAUGAGUAUUCACACAGGUGAGAAGCCUUUCUCUUGUGGAACCUGUGGAAAAAGUUACAGUCUAAAAACGACUUUAACUCGGCACAUGAGAAUUCACACAGGAGAGAAGCCUUUCUCAUGUGGGAACUGUGGAAAUCGUUUCUCUCGAAAAUAUAAUUUAAAUUAUCAUAUGAGAAUUCACACAGGUGAGAAGCCUUUCUCUUGUGGAACCUGUGGAAAAAGUUACAGUGAUAAAAGGUCUUUAAUUCAGCACAUGAGUAUUCACACAGGUGAGAAGCCUUUCUCAUGUGGGAUCUGUGGAAAGAGUUACAGUGACAAAAACACCGUAACUCGUCACAUGAGAAGUCACACAGGCCUUUCUCUUGUGGAACCUGUGGAAAAAGUUUCAGCAUGAAAAAACAAUUAUUUAAACACAAAGAUUCAUAUGGGUGCGAAACAGUGACGGAUGGUGAGUUUCAUAGCUGGUGAGGCACUGACUUACGAUGUAUAAACUCAAACACAAUGCAUGUUGUUACAAAAAUUUCGCGCAUGCAUACAACACUGUAGAGCGAUAAGACCAUCCGUUUACAUGUCAUCCGUAGCUGUGUUAAGUAGGUGAAACUUAGAAAUGUAGGUAUUAUGUGUUGUUAUGUUGUUGUACGGUGUUAUAAGGUCUUGUUCAAUGUGCCCCUUUUUAACUUUGAGCCCCUGCCCGUCCAAAAGUCUCUGCACGGCCCUGUUCAUGUGUAUUGUAAGAUGUAUUAUUUUUACCCUCUAGCUUGGUUGUCCCCAGAGUGCUAAUGUUGUUAGCAGCCAACUUAGUGUUGAGUCCUGGACAGAAAAUGUUUAUUUGGUGGGUCUUCCAUGCUAAAAAAAAGGGCUGAUAAAUUAAAUAUAACCUACCCACCCUUACAGUCACAGUGAGCUGUGACUAUUUCCCCACUAUCUCUGAACAUGGGGUUUCUGUAGAGAUCUCGUCUGUGCCGGCUCAUUUAGAGCAUUAGCCUACUCGCUGUGAUCCAUUUUGCUCCGUUUUGAACCAGAGAAAUCCACUUCCUGACCCCCAUCAGAAUUUCUUGUAGCAUCCGAGUCACAUGUCUGAAGCCCAUAAAUUAGAACGCUUUGAUAUUUGUUUGAAAGAA